GGGAUUAGAAGAUUUAGGGCGAACUAAUAUUGUUCAGCACUACAUUGACACGGGUUCAGCAUCUCCUAUUAAACAGGCAGCUUAUCAACUAGCUCCUAAUGAACAGAAGUUUUUACAAGAAGAGACUAUGUGGGAGAUGGAUGAAAACGAAGUGAUAGACAUGAAUCGACAGGAACAAGGGUAUGAACAAUUGUUGCAUGAUUUUGAAGUAGAAUCAGGUUGUAGAUUGUUAUGGGAAGGCCAUAGUGAUAUUGCCCAACAGUGGUGA
Messenger RNA from Dentiscutata erythropus, 268 nucleotides. Lineage: Eukaryota; Fungi; Glomeromycota; Glomeromycetes; Diversisporales; Gigasporaceae. The record is from the annotation of a GenBank genome assembly.